CCGGGCGGCCGCGGCCGCGGGCGCGGGCGCCGCCGGCAGCAGCGGCAAGGCCGCCGCCGCCGCCCCCAGCAGCAGCAGCAGCAGCAGCAGCAGCAGCAGCAGCAGCAGCAGCAGCGGGAAGUCGGCGCUGCAGCGGGUGCUGCGGCAGGCCCGGCCAGCCAUCACUCUGCUGCAAAUUGCGCAAAUGCUCGUGGGGAUGUUCUUAGCAGCAAACGGGGCUUUGAAGCUUUCAGAUCCGGAGCAGAUUUUGAAUGCCCAGAUAGCCCUGGCGAUGUACACUUCUUACGCAGUGUUGUUUCUGCGGCUGUACUGCAGCAGCUACUUGCCGCACCUCAGCAGCAACCGCGUGCUGCUGCUGCUGCUGCUGCACUUCCUCGCUGCUGCGGGCCUCUUCCAGCUCGCCGCCAGCCCCGCCAAGCCGGCCCUCCUCGCCCACCUUGCUGCUGCUGCUGCGCUCUCGCUGCUCCUCGCUUCCCUCUGCUCCAGCAGCAAACGCGGCGGAAGCAGCAGCAGCAGCAGCAGCAGCAGCAGCAGCCGCUGGCUGCCGCUGCUGCUCGCCUUCAGCUUCCCUUGCGGCUUGGCGAUGGCAGUCAAGAAGCAGCAGGACGAGGCCGCGGCGUGCGACGCAGCAGCAGCAGCAACAGCAGCAGCAACUCCUGCUGCAGCACAGUCUCCCGAACGCCCCGCGUCUGCUGCAGCAGGCGCGCCAACUGCGGCCGCGAGCAGCAGCAGCUCAGACGGCGCACUGUCGAGCAGCUGCUGCUCUGCUGCAGCAGCAGCAGCGGGAAAGCCAGCAGCAGCAGCGCAGGGGCCGCAAGGCAAAGGUUUGAUACGCCAGCUGACACACAAAAAAGCAACUAUUAACCUCACGUGGCUGCAGCUUGCUGCUGCUGCUGCAGGAGCUGCUGCUCCUGCGGUUAUCGACGUGAAACGCAGCAUAAGCAAUAGCAGCAGCAGCAGCGACAGCAGCAGCAGCAGCAGCAGUUUGCAGGCAGGGCCCACCAACCAGCUUCUCCGCGCAGCAGCAGCAGCAGCGGCACGAGUAGCAGCAGCACGGUAUGUGCUGCAGCAACACUGGCUACUGCAACAGCAGCUGCAGCAAGAGUUGCUGCAGCUGCUGCAGCACCAAAGCCGUAGUGAUGCAAAAGACCAGUCGGGAGGUCUGAACUCAAUGAUGAACCAUUUGUAA
Messenger RNA from Eimeria necatrix, 1189 nucleotides. RefSeq lists its product as hypothetical. The annotation marks the transcript as partial. Gene Ontology annotation, cellular component: membrane. The record is from RefSeq and is a predicted model, not a curated record. Gene Ontology annotation, molecular function: fatty acid elongase activity. The transcript has 4 exons. Lineage: Eukaryota; Apicomplexa; Conoidasida; Eucoccidiorida; Eimeriidae.